Messenger RNA from Bathycoccus prasinos, 852 nucleotides. RefSeq lists its product with no specific name. Gene Ontology annotation, molecular function: protein binding. Lineage: Eukaryota; Viridiplantae; Chlorophyta; Mamiellophyceae; Mamiellales; Bathycoccaceae. The transcript has a single exon. The record is from RefSeq and is a predicted model, not a curated record. The coding region runs from base 1 to 852 and encodes 283 amino acids.
AUGAAGACGCAGAAAGGAGGGCAGAAAAGACGGAGAGGGGAUGAGAGAGAUUCUUUGUUGUGGAGUGUGAUCGUGAAUAACGACGAUAUUUGUUUCGCUCAUAUUUUGCCGAGAUUGAAUGGGACUGAUGUGAAAUUCUUGUACGAGGUGAAUAGUGAAACGAGAAAGUUGAUUAAGAGAUCGUCUCGCAAGGAGGAGUUGAAGAAGGGGUUUAAAGUGAACGAGAUGUCGUCGAUAUCGACUUUGGAAGUUGCGUGGGAGAAUAAAUCGUUGUGGCCGGGUGACUGGGAAAAGGGAAUAUCUUUCUGCAAUCGAGUUGUUCUAACGAAUAAACUCGAGUUGCUCAAGUGGGCGCGAGAGGAGAAAAAGUGUAAGUGGGGCCACUGGGAUAGAUGGACGAUUAGAACGGCCGCAAAAAAAGGUAAUCUGGAAAUGGUAAAGUAUUGCGUGGCGAAUGAGUGUCCUGUUGAUGAGUGGACGUGUAAAUGCGCUGCCCGAUACGGACAUCUCGAGGUACUCAAAUACUUACGCGAAGAAGCGAAAGCGCCAUGGGAUUCGCAUACUGCCGAAUGGGCGGCUCAAAAUGGUCAUCUUCACAUACUCGAAUAUCUUGUUGAGCGUAAGUAUGAUCAAUAUAGCGUAUUGGCAUGUGAGGUUGCAGCCCAGAACGGCCACUUAGACUGUUUGAAGUACUUGCACGAAGCCGCGAAAGCGCCUUGGGACGAGGACUCUGUACGAGGAGCAUACAAGUACAAACACCCCGAGUGUUUACAAUACCUCCUCGACAAUAACUGUCCUCUCCCAGACGGUUGGCGAUACGAACAUGGCACUUUACAUACACCUUCGUGGUGA